AUGGAAGCUUCUCAACCUCCACAGCAAUCCAAUGUCACUGCAUAUGGAGCCACAGCUGUGGCCAUCAUCACCCUGGAGGCAUUUGCUGGCAUGUGGAUAAAUGCUUUCAUUGUUUGUGUGCUUUGCAUUGCCUGGGUCCAAAAGAAAACCCUGAACUCUAAUGAGAAGAUCUUGCUGCUGCUGGGAUGCUCCAGGAUUUGCCUAUUAUGCUUCUCUUGUGUAUACAACUGCAUCACAGUAAUUUAUCCCAACUACUUUUAUGUUUACCCCAUACUUCAACUCCUUGCAUUACUUGCAAACUAUUUUUAUUAUUCCAACUUGUGGGUCUCAGCCUGUCUUUGUGGUUUCUACUGCAUAAAAAUUGCCAAUUUCAGGAACAGCUUCUUCAUCUACCUGAAAGGAAAAAUUGACCGGAUGGUGCCCUGGCUCUUGUUGGGGUCAGAGAUUGUAGCCCUGGCUAUGGGCAUCCUUUUCUAUGACAUCAAUGAAACCCUGCUGAAGAACAACAUCACAUCCACCUGCCAAGAAAACUUUUGGGAAGUAACUAUCAGAAAGGAUAAAAAUCUCUUCUCAUCUUUUUUUCUCAUUGGCUUUGGAUAUGCUGUCUCAUUCCUUGCAGUCAUCUUUUCUGCUGUUUUCCUUCUGUUUUCUCUCUGGAGACACAAGCGCACGAUGCAGACAAGCUCCAUGAAGGACCUCAGCAUGGAUGCCUACAUCAGAGCCAUGAAAUCUGUCCUCUCCUUCUUAGUGAUGUACAGCAUCAACUUUGUAUGUUUGCUGUUCACAAUAAUUUAUGCCUUGAAAAAUGAAAAUAUGAUGACACUCCUUAUUACCAUAUAUUUGUAUGCUUUUCCAGGUGUUCAUUCUCUUAUUCUGAUUUUCAGUAAUCCCAAGCUGGAAAAGGCACUGCUGAAAAUUCUCCCCUGUGUGAAGUGUGAGUUUUUCAUCAAGUAG
Melozone crissalis (California towhee) is the source of this 954-nucleotide messenger RNA. RefSeq names its product taste receptor type 2 member 9-like. Gene Ontology annotation, molecular function: G protein-coupled receptor activity; bitter taste receptor activity. Gene Ontology annotation, cellular component: membrane. The coding region runs from base 1 to 954 and encodes 317 amino acids. The record is from RefSeq and is a predicted model, not a curated record. The transcript has a single exon. NCBI's taxonomy places the organism in Eukaryota, Metazoa, Chordata, Aves, Passeriformes, Passerellidae. Gene Ontology annotation, biological process: sensory perception of taste; detection of chemical stimulus involved in sensory perception of bitter taste; G protein-coupled receptor signaling pathway.